This is a messenger RNA of Spodoptera littoralis (African cotton leafworm), 2163 nucleotides long. Lineage: Eukaryota; Metazoa; Arthropoda; Insecta; Lepidoptera; Noctuidae. The record is from the annotation of a GenBank genome assembly.
AUGUUAAAGUUUAUCGGCAUCCGUGGGGGCUGUGUGGUCCGCUGCAAGGACUACGCAUAUGCCACAUGGUCAAAGGCUAAAGCCAUGAAGGAAAAAAAGAAAAAAGCGGAGGAAGGUUCCGGUGGAGCUGCAGAACUGAACCCAUGGCCGGAGUACAUACAGAAACGUAUCACUCUAUGGGAUAAGUUUAAAAUUCAGUACGAAGAGGAACUGGCUAACAAACCUGAUGUCAGCAUUGUUGUGACGUUACCUGAUGGUAAAACUGUUGAAGCUAAAGCCUGGAAAACUUCUCCAUAUGACGUUGCUAAAGGAAUUAGCCAGGGUCUCGCCGACUCCACCAUCAUCGCACGAGUGAACAAUGAGCUAUGGGACCUGGACAGACCUUUGGAAGGUGACUGCAAGCUGGAACUCCUGAGAUGGGACAACACAGAUGCUCAAGCAGUGUUCUGGCAUUCGUCGGCUCAUAUGUUGGGAGAAGCUAUGGAGAGGGUAUACGGAGGCUGCCUCUGCUACGGACCUCCCAUCGAAGAGGGCUUCUACUACGACAUGUACUAUCCUGAGAAGGGGAUAUCAUCAACGGACUUCCACGUUCUAGAAGGAUUAGUGAAGAAAAUAGCAAAGGAAAAACAACCGUUUGAACGUUUAGAACUGACGAAGGAACAAUUAUUAGAAAUGUUUGACUACAAUCCGUUUAAAGUACGCAUUUUGAACGAGAAAGUGAACACGCCUAAGACCACGGUGUAUCGAUGUGGACCCCUUAUUGAUCUUUGUAGGGGACCCCAUGUCAGACAUACGGGGAAGGUCAAGGCGCUGAAGGUCACUAAGAACUCUGCUACAUACUGGGAGGGUAAGGCAGACGCGGAGAGUCUGCAGCGAGUAUAUGGAGUGUCAUUCCCGGAGCCCAAGCAGCUCAAGGAGUGGGAGCAUAUACAGGAGGAAGCUGCUAAGAGGGACCAUAGGAAGAUUGGCAAGGAACAAGAGUUAUUCUUCUUCCACGAGCUGUCGCCUGGAUCUUGUUUCUUCCAGCCGCGUGGUGCUCACAUCUACAAUACCCUCGUCAACUUUAUUAGAGAACAAUAUAGAUCCCGUGGUUUCCAAGAAGUUGUAACCCCGAACAUGUACAACUCGAAGCUGUGGCAGACGUCGGGCCAUUGGGCUCACUAUGCGGAGAACAUGUUCUCAUUCGACGUCGAGAAGGAAACCUUCGCUCUGAAGCCUAUGAACUGUCCUGGACAUUGUUUAAUGUUCGACAACCGGAUCCGUUCGUGGCGCGAGCUGCCCCUGCGGUUGGCAGACUUCGGCGUGCUGCACCGCAACGAGCUGUCGGGCGCGCUCACCGGACUCACGCGCGUGCGCCGCUUCCAGCAGGACGACGCGCAUAUUUUCUGCGCGCCCGCGCAUAUUGAACAGGAGAUGCUAUCGUGUCUGGACUUCCUUGACUGCGUGUACUCGACGUUCGGGUUCACGUUCCAGCUGAAGCUGUCCACCAGACCAGAGAAGUACCUCGGAGACCUUGCCACUUGGGAUCAGGCUGAAAAGGCGUUAGAAGAUUCCCUCAACAAGUUCGGUCGUCCAUGGCAGUUGAACCCAGGCGACGGCGCGUUCUACGGACCCAAGAUCGACAUCACUAUACAGGACGCACUGCGCCGGUCGCACCAGUGCGCUACUAUACAACUCGACUUCCAACUGCCGGAGAGAUUCAACCUUACCUAUGUUAGUGAGAGUGGCGACAAGAAACGUCCAGUGAUCAUCCACAGAGCUAUCUUAGGUUCAGUGGAGCGAAUGAUCGCCAUCCUCAGCGAGUCAUACGCUGGGAAGUGGCCAUUCUGGCUCAGUCCACGACAAGUCUGUGUUGUGCCCGUCGGUCCCAGCUUCGAUGAUUAUGCUGUGCAGGUGAACAAGGAACUGUUCGCAGCUGGUUUCAUGUCAGAAGUGGACACGGACGCCGGCGACACGCUCAACAAGAAAGUCCGCAACGCACAACUAGCGCAGUUCAACUACAUAUUGGUUGUGGGCGACAGAGAGAAACAAUCAGGCACUGUCAACGUGCGCACGCGAGAUAACAAGGUACACGGUGAGAUGUCCAUCCAGGGACUCAUCGACCACCUAAACAAACUCGUCAAGGAGAAGACUCUAGCUGAAGACAGCGAUCUACUUAAAUAG